This is a messenger RNA of Fukomys damarensis (Damara mole-rat), 2814 nucleotides long. RefSeq names its product transferrin receptor 2 (gene Tfr2). Lineage: Eukaryota; Metazoa; Chordata; Mammalia; Rodentia; Bathyergidae. Gene Ontology annotation, cellular component: external side of plasma membrane. Gene Ontology annotation, molecular function: transferrin receptor activity. The transcript has 21 exons. The coding region runs from base 157 to 2730 and encodes 857 amino acids. The record is from RefSeq and is a predicted model, not a curated record. Gene Ontology annotation, biological process: transferrin transport; endocytic iron import into cell.
CGGCCCAGUUUGGGUCUCCGCAGAUCCGCAGAGCCACCAGCACUCAGGACCAGUCCUUCAAGUGAGCCGGGUGGCGCCUUGUCUCCCUUCCCUGGCUACUGCUUAGACAGGAUCCUCUGCCAGGACUGGAAACCUGCGCAGCUUGCUUGAAAUUGUAUGGAAAACGUAGCAGUUUGUGCCUCUGGUGUGUUUCUGGGACGAGGUUACCUGGCCUUCCAUCAGACUCAGUCCUCAAAGGAGUCUCCAAGUUCUUUGCUCCCUCCCCCACUCUUGACCCCUGCCGGGAACCUAGAGGCCAAAGUCUGCCCCAAGGGCUCCGGAGGGGGCAUGAGCAUGGAGCGGCUUCGGGGUCUGCUCCAGACAGCGCAGCUGUCCCCGAGACCCUCUCAGAGCAUCUACAGGCGUGUGGAAGGCCCCCACCAGGGCCACCUGGUGGAGGAAGAAGACAGGGAGGAAGGGGCUGAGCUGCCUGCCCGCUUCUGCCCCAUGGAGCUGAAGGGCCCUGAGUCCCUGGGCUCUCGACCUGGGCUGCAAAACCUCAUACCCUGGGCAGCAGCAGGACGCAAGGCUGCCCCCUACCUGGUCUUGACGGCUCUACUGAUCUUCACUGGGGCCUUCCUCCUGGGCUACGUGGCCUUCCGAGGGUCUUGCCAGGCAUGCGGGGACUCUGUGUUGGUGGUCAGUGAGGACGGCAACUCUGAGCUAGGCCUGGACUCUCACCGAGGAACACUCUACUGGAGUGACCUCCAGGCCAUGUUCCUGCGGCUCCUGGGGGAGGAGCGCCUGGAGGAGGCCAUCAGGCAAACCAGCUUUCGGGAGCGCAUGGCCGGCUCGGCCGGGAUGGCCUCCCUUGCCCAGGACACACUCGCGUUGAUGUCCCGCCAGAAGCUGGACCACGUGUGGGCUGACACUCAUUACGUGGGGCUGCAGUUCCCGGACCGGGCUCACCCCAACGCCUUGCACUGGGUCGAUGAGGAUGGAAUGGUCGGUGAGCAGCUGCCGCUGGAGGACCCCGACGCCUACUGUCCUUACAGCGCCACCGGCAACGUCACGGGAAAGCUGGUGUACGCCCACUACGGGCGGCCCGAGGACUUGCAAGAACUGAGGGCCCGGGGCGUGGAGCUGGCCGGCUGCCUCCUGCUGGUGCGCGUAGGGAUGACCAGCUUUGCGCAGAAGGUGGCCACCGCACAGCAUGCUGGUGCUCUCGGGGUGCUCCUGUACCCUGACCCAGCAGACUUCUCCCAGGACCCUCACAAGCCAGGCCUGUCUAGCCAGCAGGCUGUGUUCGGACACGUGCACCUGGGAACUGGAGACCCCUACACUCCUGGCUUCCCUUCCUUCAAUCAAACCCAGUUCCCCCCAGUGGCAUCCUCAGGCCUUCCCAGCAUUCCUGCACAGCCCAUCAGUGCGGACAUUGCUUCCCACCUGCUGAGGACACUCAAAGGCCCAGUGGCCCCCCAGGAAUGGCAGGGGCACCUCUCAGCAUCCCUUUAUCGCCUGGGCCCUGGGCCAGGCCUGCACCUUGCAGUCAACAACCACAGAACCUCCACCCCCAUCAGCAACAUCUUUGGGUGCAUCGAGGGCUUUGCAGAGCCAGAUCACUAUGUUGUCAUCGGGGCCCAGAGGGAUGCGUGGGGCCCAGGAGCAGCCAAGUCUGCGGUGGGGACUGCCAUUCUGCUGGAGCUGGUGCAGACCUUUUCCUCCAUGGUGAGCAAUGGCUUCCGGCCCCGCAGGAGUCUGCUCUUCAUCAGCUGGGACGGAGGGGACUUCGGCAGUGUGGGCUCCACCGAGUGGCUGGAGGGCUACCUCAGCGUGCUGCACCUCAAAGCUGUGGUCUACGUGAGCCUGGACAAUGCAGUGCUGGGGGACGACAAGUUCCACGCCAAAACCAGCCCCCUUCUGAUCAACCUCAUUGAGAGCAUCCUGAAGCAGGUGGACUCCCCUAACCACAGUGGGCAGACAUUAUAUGAACAGGUGGUGUUCACCAAUCCCAGCUGGGAAGCGGAGGUGAUCCAGCCUCUGCCCAUGGACAGCAGUGCCUAUUCCUUCACGGCCUUUGCGGGGGUCCCUGCAGUGGAGUUCUCCUUCCUGGAGGAUGGCCAGGAGUACCCGUUCCUGCACACGAAGGAGGACACCUACGAGAACCUGCACAGGAUGCUGCGAGGCCGCCUGCCUGCUGUGGCGCAGGCUGUGGCCCAGCUCGCUGGGCAGCUCCUCAUCCGGCUCAGUCACGACCACCUGCUGCCUCUCGACUUCGGUCGCUAUGGGGACGUGGUCCUCCGGCAUAUCGGCCACCUCAAUGAGUACUCUGGGGACCUCAAGGCCCGCGGGCUGACAUUGCAGUGGGUAUACUCGGCCCGUGGGGACUACAUCAGAGCGGCGGAGAAGCUACGGAAGGAGAUCUACAGCUCGGAAGAGAGCGAUGAGAGGCUAAUGCGCAUGUACAACGUGCGCAUCAUGCGGGUGGAGUUCUACUUCCUGUCCCAGUAUGUGUCACCAGCUGACUCCCCAUUCCGCCACAUCUUCCUGGGCCAUGGAGACCACACGCUUGGCGCCCUGCUGGAUCAUCUAAGGCUCCUGCGCCCUGAGGGCUCCAGGGUCUCCAAAGUACCCGGCCUGAGCUUCCAGGAAAGCCGUUUCCGGCGCCAGCUGGCCCUGCUCACCUGGACGCUGCAGGGUGCGGCCAAUGCACUUAGCGGUGACGUCUGGAACAUCGAUAACAACUUCUGAGACCUGCAGGCUCUGGAUCCAAACACCCCAGUCCCCCUGGUGACAGCUCUUCAUCUCCCUGCUUGUGUAGUGCAGGGUGAAGGA